Hordeum vulgare subsp. vulgare (domesticated barley) is the source of this 1515-nucleotide messenger RNA. RefSeq lists its product as uncharacterized. Gene Ontology annotation, molecular function: protein binding. The coding region runs from base 1 to 1515 and encodes 504 amino acids. Lineage: Eukaryota; Viridiplantae; Streptophyta; Magnoliopsida; Poales; Poaceae. The record is from RefSeq and is a predicted model, not a curated record. The transcript has 5 exons.
AUGACAAUCAUAUCAACUGGCUACAGUGUUACAUCCUUAUCACCCAACGAUUCAGCGUUGUCAUUAUCAAUUACAGGCAAACAUGAUGAAAAUGUGCCUCCCCUUACGAUAUCAGCCAACCCUUCUCUAAUGAAGACAGGAAUUGUCUUGAAUAAAUUCAAAGAAACAAUGCAAAUUCCUCCAGUUGGACGCAAAAACAUUUUGACUGAUGAACAAAGGGAGCAAAUAAAUGCAAGGAGGCGGGCUUCUUAUCGGAAGAAAAGAGAUAUGCUAAUCCCAACUGAAAAACUGACUGCCCAUACUCAGACAAGCAAAUCAAAGCUGCGUCUUUGGGACAGUAGACAAACUGCAUCUCUGAGACUAUCGAUACUGCGUAAUUGUCUGCAAUGUGAUAACAACUCUGAUUUCUUUCAACUGCAGAAAUGUAAGGAAGAUGAUAGGAUCAGCAAGUUGCCCAAUGACAUACUGGUCAACAUUCUUGACCGCCUCGAUUUCCGUGAUGUUACAAGAACAAGUGUCCUCUCCAGACGUUUGAGUCAGCUUCCUGCCAAUCUCUCACGGCUUCAAAUAAGUGCUUGCGAUUUUCUGUCCCCACAAACUAGCAUAUCUGAUGAUAAAUUGGACAGAAAAUUGGUUCGGACCAAUGCAUUGCGUAGGAUCAAUGCAGUCAAUGCAGCCAAUGCAGCUGUGGUCAAAGCAACAAAGAGCAUGCUGGCACACAGGGAUCCAGGUGGAUGCACCAUCCGCCUCUUGAGCACGACGUUCUACUUGAGAGGUGAUACCCCCAUAUCCAUUGGGCAUACUGUUGGCAAUGCCAUGGCGACACUCAAGGUCGAGAAAGCCGAAUUCUCUGUUUUGACAGAAAAGGAAGAGUGCGAGAUUGAUGAUCUGGUGAACUACGGGACACGGUUUGUGUCAUUUUUUAAUGAAUGUCACAAUGCAUUUGCUGGUCUCACACGCCUCUACCUGGAGAAUUUGAGAUUCCGUGAAUCUGACUUUGUCUCCAACAUCCUUGUCACUUGCAAGCAAUUAAAUUAUUUAGGUUUUUUCAAUUGUGACACAGAGGAUUGGAUAACUCUCGAAGUUGAACACGCACAGCUCAGUGACCUCAGUAUUGUCAAUUGCUGUUUUGACAUGGUCAAACUCACCUGGGUUCCGAAGCUCACAUGGCUGGCGCUUGAGAUUGUGGGAUCUCCGCAAGAGCCACCACUGGUGCUGGGCUAUGUCCCAUUGCUUGGGGUUCUGAGACUCUUAAAUAUUACUCGCAAAAUGGUCAAGUUGAGUACGUUUCUUCGUGAGACCUCUGUUCAAGACCUAACAUUGGGGUUUAAAUGCGAAAAGAUUUGGGUUCAACCAGAGUGUUUGACCAGAAGGCAGGCAUAUGUGUUCCAGCAACUAAGGUUUCUCAAUCUCGAUAAAAUUCCUGAAGGGUAUGAUCUCACCUGGACAAUGUUCUUUUUGGAAGCGGCGCCGUCCCUGGAAGAGCUCUACAUGAUGGUAUGUUCUUAUAGCUAA